Ustilaginoidea virens is the source of this 903-nucleotide messenger RNA. RefSeq lists its product as uncharacterized. The transcript has 3 exons. The record is from RefSeq and is a predicted model, not a curated record. Gene Ontology annotation, molecular function: oxidoreductase activity, acting on NAD(P)H as acceptor. Bases 1 to 903 code for a protein of 300 amino acids. Lineage: Eukaryota; Fungi; Ascomycota; Sordariomycetes; Hypocreales; Clavicipitaceae.
AUGGCGGCCGCAGCAUCCGCAAAGCCCUCUUUCCCGCCCAAGCUCAAGCUCAACGACGGCAACGAGAUCCCGACGUUUGCGUAUGGCCUCGGAACCGCCCACUACAAAAGCGACACCGCGUUUGACCAGGGUCUCGUUGACGUCACCGAGCUAGCCAUUGAGGUUGGCUACCGUCACCUCGACGGAGCAGAAGUCUACGGAAACGAAGAAGAACUCGGCGCUGGCAUCAAAGCGUCGGGCAUCCCGAGAGAGGAGCUCUUCGUCACGACCAAGAUCAACGGCGUGACCAAGCAGCCAACAAGGGAGGCGUUUGACCUGUCCCUCCGGAAGCUCGGACUAGACUACGUCGACCUCUACCUCAUCCACGCUCCGUGGUUCGCCAACUCGGACGAGGACCUGCAGCAAAAGUGGGCAGACCUGGAAGCCAUCAAGGCUUCCGGCAAGGCCAAGUCCAUCGGGGUGUCCAACUUUACCCAGGGCCACCUCGAGGCUGUCCUCAAAACGGCCAAGAUCCCGCCGGCCGUCAACCAGAUCGAGUUCCACCCUUACCUCCAGCACGGGGAUCUGCUCGCGUUCCACAAGAAGCACGGCAUCGCGGUUGCGGCGUACGCGCCUCUGACACCCGUCACAAAGGCCAAGGGAGGACCGGUCGAUCCCAUCUGGUCCGAACUAGCCCACAAGUAUAACGUUUCCGAGUCCGAGAUUGGUCUCAGGUGGGUUUUGGACCAGGGACUGGUGGCCAUCACCACCAGCUCGAACAGGGGCCGGUUGGAGGGGUAUUUUGAGAAGCUGCCCAGGUUCAAGCUGACUGAGGAGGAGAUUGCUCGGAUUGCUGAGGCGGGCAAACAGAAGCACUUUCGGGGAUUUUGGGGAAGCAGGUAUGAUCCCACUGAUGGACGAUAA